Messenger RNA from Lentinula edodes (shiitake mushroom), 3699 nucleotides. RefSeq lists its product as uncharacterized. The transcript is spliced from 8 exons. The record is from RefSeq and is a predicted model, not a curated record. The coding region runs from base 1 to 3699 and encodes 1232 amino acids. Lineage: Eukaryota; Fungi; Basidiomycota; Agaricomycetes; Agaricales; Omphalotaceae.
AUGACAGCAACUGCAUUGCAAAAAAACAUUCCUAUUACUGAUAGCCUUUUCGCAAGUCUUGUUGACUUUAGUGAUCCUCAGCGAAUCGGUUUUGUUGGUGCAUUUGUCACUUACUUUCAGGCUCAGGCCAGUGAUACACGCUCAGAAAAGGAUUUACAGCUUGCUGGUCAGGCUUUGAUCAAAGGGUGCCUCUAUCAUUAUCACAAAGCUGUUAACCGAAUGAGCCGGAUUGGUGAUGCAGUUCCGCAAAAUACCAAGUCUGAGUUUCAAAAACUUUGCCGUUCCCUUCCAGAAAUCACAGAUGUGAAACAUUUUGAUGACAUAGUUUCCACUAUUCAACAACACUGGCCUCGUGUAUCCCGCUGGCUUAGCUGGUGGUUGAUGUCUGAGCAUGCUGGAAUGCUCUUUCCCUGCAAGCUAACUAUGGCUGCUGACCUGGCUGCCAAACUCCCAGCAACAACAAAUGCGGAGGAAGCCAUGCAUGCAACUAUCUACCGUGCUGUAGGGAUUAAUCACCCAUUACUCAAGGGACUCGAUGGACUUCUUGCAGUUGAAAAACUUUUCCGCAUUGAAUCACAAAAUGCCUUAUUACAUGUCAAAUCACAUUACGGAAAAUCAGGACGUGAACUUAGGAAGGAACUAUAUCAGCAGCAUGGAACUACUCAUCCUAGCCGUAAGCAUCCACGGGGUGCUGCAAAGGAGCGUCGGCGAGGCCGCCGUGAAGGAAACCCACCUUUUUGGCAAUUAAAAAAAUCUUCUUCUUCACUCAAACGUCAUCGACUUGUCCGAGCUAGCACCAAGCGCCCAAUUUCACACUCUGGUUCUGAUUCAUCAUCAUCUGAGCAUCUUCCACCAUAUCCCCACCACUCCCAUGUCAUUCCUUCCUCUGAUGAUUCAGACAAUGAACCUGCCAAAACUGCGAAUGAGUUGCAUAAGGCUCAGCAGAAAAUACAGUUGAUGUCUCCAACCAAGUUGAAUGCUCGCCCUUCUCAGCCAGACUUUGGACCUAUCAAAUCGACUACAACCUCUGAACUUCCUUCUGCUAAAUGGGACAGAAAUUCUUGUUGGUUGGAUUCAAGUAUGGAGGUCCUGUUUUGUGCUAUGGCAUUUCACAAUACUUUCAAAGAGUUUGAAAAUCUGGUUUUAACAGAAAAAACUAAAGCCACCCCUGCUCCAAUCUACUACCUGUAUCUGGCAUUCAAAUUCCGGCUAGACCAGGGUCUCAACAAAUUUCUAGCUCCCUCUCAUGGAGAAGCUUCAGAGAUUACAGAGGUUCGGAACUCAUUUCGGCAAACCUUGCAUACUAUAAAAGCUGUGAAUGGAAAAGUUGGUGAAUUCCAAAUGGCAUUUGGUUGGCUGUCAUAUCUGGUUACUGGUCUUGGCAACAAUCUUCCCCCCAAUCCUGGAUGCAUCAGCUACUUCACCCCUCAUGUUCUAGAGCUGUGGAAGUGUGUACAUGGACUCUCUGGAAUGGAGCAUUGUCGAGUUCAAAUGCAACGAAAAGGCCUUGGAUGGUCACCCUUAGCUAGCCAGUGGGACCAACAUCAGGGAAGUAUUCAGAAGUGGUUUUCAUCACUAACCCAAGUUCAACCACUCUCAGAUGUAUAUUCUACCUCUGGUUGCUGGAGAAGAGUCUAUGAGGAUGGGGCACUGGUCAAAGUCUGCUCUGGACAGUCACAACAGUCACAGUACAUCAUUGACAUACCAGUUAUUCUGAUCAUACAGCCUGAUGUGUCAGCAGGCAAGCAUUGGGACUAUCCACUCCGGCUGCUUCCUGGGUCAUUGGCAGAAGCUCGUAAAGGUGUUGUUUAUGAUCUGUUCUUGGCCCUAUUUUCCAAAGUCACAACCACUUUAUGGCCCACACAUCAGUUCCAACAACUUCUAGGGGGAUCAAGCAACCUCAUUGCAGGAAUUUCUCCUCCAUGUCCUUUGGGCUUUCAAACCCAUGCAGCAGUCUACAAGCUUAAAGGUGGUCUAGCAGGCCAAAAUAUUUUCAGGACCCGGCAGAAAUCAGCCAUUAGAAACAUCCUAAAUAUCUCCCUCGACUCUGACCCUCCAACCUUGCAUUCUCCUAAUUGGAUUGAGUGCUCUGUUGAUGACAGAUCCCACUGGAAAACACGGGAAUAUCAGCUUAGCCAGCCAAAUUUACCAAACUCUAUCAUGGAAAAUGCUUCUUUACCUCCACCUGAAGAUAUUCUGCCUGAAGGUGCUGACUUUCAAUAUGGGGAUCCAACAGAACUACCUUUCAUUCCUUCUCCAACUUCUACUUCGAUGGUUCUUGAUCCUACUGUAAAUCCCUGUACUCCAGAAUCUCAAGCCCCUGCCCUUUUCAUCCCGGAUAGUUCCAUUAGCUCUAUUGCUUCAAGCUCACCACUCCCUUCCUCACCUCACUAUAUCCACUGCAGAUGUGGAGUUGAGGCAAAUGGAUAUCGAGAGUCCAUUCAACAAGACUCUAUCCAAUGUAGCAUAUGCAGCAAGUAUACCCAUACUGCCUGUCUUACAAUGCGAUUCUAUGACAAAUCUGCUGAGGAGUUCCUCUGUCAUGAGUGUGAUGUACAGCAAGAAUAUGACAACUUCAGUCAAUUCAGACAUACACUGCCCUAUUUGCGUAAACAAAAAUUAAACACUGUCAAAAAUCGACUUUUCCCAGGGAAGGGUAUACUAGUCCGAUGUGGAAAUGUCUACUAUUAUCCAGGACGCUUGAUUCAUUGGGAUUCUGAUCUGGAGAUUGGGAUUGUACAGUUGUGGCGGGGUAUCAAAAGUAGUUUGGCUAAUCAGAUUUUGAAGAAUAUUCCACUAAGAAAUAUUGUGGAUGGCUUGUGGCAGGAUCAAGUAGGCCGUCGACAAAUACAGAUUGGGCUAUAUACACGACCCCUUGAGGAGAAACUAAACCAACAGGAGGAUGCUGAUAAUAUGCUUCUGGAUCCCUUUUCAGUCAAAUGUACCAAGGAGGUGUUUGAGGCUCUUCAUUCUCACCAAAAACUCCUAGGUGAAUUGGCCAUAGCACCUGAGGAUUUUUCAGCAGAAACUGUCCCUUGCUUAUCUUGGAAACCUGAUCCAAAAAUUCAAAUCAACCCAACAGUUUAUAAUGGUGGUCUCCUUGACACAGAUCUGGCAGCAAUUCAUAACUGGAUAUUUGUUAAACUUCCGCAACCUGCGGAAAUGGAGCGCCUGGAUAUGCUUCACUAUACCACUGCUCAUGCUCGCACCCUGCUACUUGCUUAUCGACACCGGGAAGAAUUUCUCAAUAAUGCCCCUGACAAUUUGGCUGAUGUGGACCAGUAUAUUGUUCAUCAAGCAUGGAACAGAUUGGUUGCAUGGACAGGUCUUUCUGUGGAUGGAAAAUCCAAAAGAUCAAAAGGAGCUGAUGUCAAUUAUGAGGCAGUUAGUUUAUUGGAUAAAAUUAUGUUUGAUGAAUCCAGUAGGGCAGGAGUUGCAGGUAAUCAUCAAUGGGGCUUAGAUGUUGGACCACAUGAGAUGGGUUGGAAUCCACAGUUUACUGGCCCUAAUGUAACUGUAGGAAAGAGGAGAGAGGGAAAUGAUGAUGAAGAAGUAUUGAAAGGGAAAGGAUAUAAUCAUGAAGCUGAAGAGGUGGAAAGAAAGAAAGCAAAGCUUACUGAACCAUCACACAAACAGCAGAAGAGAAAAGCAAAAGACAGCAAUAUGGUCAAGGCAGUUAAGAAGAGGAAGAAGCAGUAG